This is a messenger RNA of Nothoprocta perdicaria, 456 nucleotides long. It is a transcript of the gene SNRPG, whose product is annotated as small nuclear ribonucleoprotein polypeptide G. Lineage: Eukaryota; Metazoa; Chordata; Aves; Tinamiformes; Tinamidae. Gene Ontology annotation, biological process: spliceosomal snRNP assembly; mRNA splicing, via spliceosome. Gene Ontology annotation, molecular function: RNA binding. Bases 58 to 288 code for a protein of 76 amino acids. Gene Ontology annotation, cellular component: U2 snRNP; precatalytic spliceosome; U5 snRNP. The transcript is spliced from 4 exons. The record is from RefSeq and is a predicted model, not a curated record.
CGUCAGACGGCGGCGCGAGCGGCAGAGCGGACGGCGGCCCCGCGCUGAGGAGACGCCAUGAGCAAAGCGCACCCGCCCGAGCUCAAGAAGUUCAUGGACAAGAAGCUGUCACUGAAGCUAAAUGGUGGCCGGCAUGUCCAGGGGAUAUUGCGAGGGUUUGAUCCCUUCAUGAACCUCGUCAUAGAUGAGUGCGUGGAGAUGGCAUCGGGAGGCCAGCAGAACAACAUUGGGAUGGUGGUAAUACGAGGAAACAGCAUCAUUAUGUUAGAAGCCUUGGAACGAGUAUAGAAAGUGGUGAGACCCCUUAGCGACAGUGUGUGCUACGUGACCCCUGUGCGUGUGCAGCAUGUCAGGCUGCAGUGAGACCUAACUCUGCCCUUGGAUCUUCUACCAAGUGUACAUCUCAUCCAUGUAAACUUAUUUUUUGUUAAAUAAAUUUUGUAAUGAUUUAAGUAA